AAAAUGAUAUUGGCAAAUUUUAAACUUACACUAUUAAACUCAUACUAUUAAACUUAUACAAUUAUAUAAUGUGUAUCUAUUGUUUUCUACUUUCUUUCUUUUUAAUUUGCAGAUAAAAAACGAAGUAAUUCUAAAAAUGUACCUGUACCAUUGGCGUUAAGAAAAGAGGUUUUGAACAGAUUUUUAAGAUUAAGAAGUGCGAUAACAAAAGCCACCACUCACAGAAUCGCAGAAGACACCACGAUGGACCAAAAAAUUAAAUUGCUAAGGGGUGACAUCUCUAAUGCCCCAAGUCAUGUAUUUGGGGAACACGCCAGAUGUAAAGAAAUUAAUUAUUUCAAGUGUGAUAAUCCAAAUUACACAAAUUUAGUGCCAAGUAUGCAGACUUGUGGAAUUUAUGAAGACAUCUUAGUAGCUUUGCAAAGAAUUAUAGAUAAUGCAAGCAGCCUAAUCCUCAAUAUGGACAAUAACCUCGCUGAGCAUUAUAACAGUAUUGUUAGCAAAUUUGUUGGUGGCAAGCGUAUAAAUUUUUGCAAACGAGGUUCAUAUGAAGCUCGCUGUGAGGCAGCUGCAUUGUCAUUUAAUUCUGGUGGUAGCUAUUAUGAAAUCCUUCAUAAAACCGCAAUAGGCACAAGCCCUCGUUCCUUUACUAAGCGGUAUAUUCAGAGAUGUAAAAAGAUAAGGCUGUUUUAUCAAACUAAAAGACUGCAAAAAACAUUAAUUUCAAAAAAAAAAAAUAAGAAAAGAAAACAAACUCUUCCUGAUAAGGAUUAUUGUCCUGACGCCCAUUACAUUUCUUUAGAAAUAAACAGUGACGUUUUUAUCUCGAGGAAAAAAGAAAUCUUAAAAGAUAUGAAAAAAAGUCCAGAGGAAAUAAAACAUAUUGAAAAUUCUACAAUUGGCCAGGCUUCUAAUCCAAAAUGGAUACAAGAAAGAUCACAGCGGAUUACUGCCUCAAAUUUUGGCAAAAUAUGUAAAAUGCGGGCAAAAACCUCGCCAUGUGGUGCAAUAAAAACGAUGCUGUAUGGAAAUUUUAGCGGCAAUAAUGCUACAAGAUGUGGAAGUGAAAGCGAGGCCCGAGCAAUUUUAGAAUUUGAAAAUGAAUUUAAUUUAAAAGUGUCUCGAUGUGGAAUUUUUAUAGGUGAACAAGAAUAUUAUUUGGCAGCGAGCCCUGAUGGUUGCAUUAAUGAACAUGAUUUGGUAGAAGUUAAAUGCCCAUUUAGCAUUACCAACAUGACUCCAACCGAAGCAAUAUUAUCAAAAAAGAUCACAUUCGCUACAUUGGAAAAUAACCACCUACAUUUGAAAAAAAAACACAAUUAUUACUACCAAGUUCAGGGGCAGUUAGCUAUAGCUAACAAGCAAUCAUGCUAUUUUAUUAUUUGGAGCCCUCUUGGCAUGUUAGUUGAACAGUAUUCUGUAUUUUUUUAGAUUGGCCGUGACGAACAAUUUUGGGAGGAACAAAUGUUACCAAAAUUAAAAGCCUUCUACUUCAAUUUUUUAUUACCAGAAAUAGUUGACCCGCUUUAUCCAAAAGGGCUGCCUAUCAGAACUUAAAAUUCUUCCGUUGGCGAAAAACCUGUCAACUGAAUCGAUGCAGAAGCUUAUUAAUUUUUUUUUUAUUUAUUUCCUAAUAUGUAAAAACCUUAAUAAAUAUGUAUAUACGU
Messenger RNA from Anthonomus grandis grandis, 1667 nucleotides. RefSeq lists its product as uncharacterized. The record is from RefSeq and is a predicted model, not a curated record. Lineage: Eukaryota; Metazoa; Arthropoda; Insecta; Coleoptera; Curculionidae. The coding region runs from base 244 to 1431 and encodes 395 amino acids. The transcript has 2 exons.